UACAUUUCUUCUUCAAUUGCAAUUCUUGCUGAACUUCUCGGCGUCAUCUACCUCACCUUACAAUUAAUUGCGAUCUUCUGGCUACGGGGUUCGAUCCCCUGGGUCUACCGACGAUGGCACGGCGAUCAGCCAGCAAAAGCGAUAGUGAGGGCCGCCAACAAGCGGAAAUUUCAAUACAAGCAAGGCACGAGAGCUUUGCUCGAGAUAAGAGGUAUCACAAGACGAUGGAGGAACUACUGGGCAGAAUAGACCUCUUGUUAGAGCACUCCCAGCGUCUGAUAGACAUUCUGCACAUGAUUGCAAACCAUGUCCAGCCCCCGCUCCCGCUCCCAAUCAUGGCAGCUGGAGUGAUAUUCGUCAUCAUACCGGCGCGCUUCGCCGCCGCCUGGACAUGUGGCCCGUUAGGCCAAUUCCGUGCUAGAGCCAGCCAACGCCCCCGCCCAAAGAGGCACAUUUGUUUCCAGGCUUGCCCGCUCUAUCGUGUGGGUAGAGAUUAUACUUUCCCCCUUCAAAUUGACCCAGAUCAUCUGUAUCAUGUACCAGAUCCAUUGAUGCGUGUUUCUGAGGUUCAAUUCCCUUGAACGUUGUGUUUAGUCUGCGGAUUGAUGGAAGCUAUCAGAUGUUACUAUAUACAUGAUACAAGCGAGGUCACAUGCCAUGAC
Molecule: messenger RNA, 662 nt
Organism: Amorphotheca resinae ATCC 22711
Lineage: Eukaryota; Fungi; Ascomycota; Leotiomycetes; Helotiales; Amorphothecaceae
Exons: 3
Coding region: 114-581 (155 amino acids)
Source: RefSeq, a predicted model, not a curated record